AUAAUAUUGUUUAAGCUUUUAAACAUAACAGUUUACACAAGAAAAUUUUCACAUAGCACAAAAAGAGAAAUGAAGACUACUUUGGUCUGUUUACUGGUUGCUGGCGUUUGUUUGGGUCUGGCAGCAGCCUCCGAUAAAAUGUACACCAACAAAUAUGAUAAUGUAGAUGUGGAAAAUGUUUUGAGCAACAAUCGCAUUUUGACCAAUUACAUAAAGUGUCUGAUGGAGAAGGGAUCUUGUACACCCGAAGGUCGUGAAUUAAAGAAACUCUUACCCGAUGCCUUGCAAAGUGAUUGCAGCAAAUGCAGUGAUGUGCAAAGGAGAAAUUCCCAAAAAGUCAUCAACUUCUUGAGGGCCAAUCGUCCCGGUGAAUGGAAGCUAUUGUUGAACAAAUAUGAUCCCAAUGGUUCAUAUAGGGCCAAGCAUAACCUUUAAAUAAGCCACAAUUCGAAUGAUAUCACAUUUACCAUCCAUUCCCAUAUUUUUCGUUUGCACAUCGAACAGUGACCAUUGCAUUGUCAUUGCUUUGUUUACAUUUUGUCAUUAAGCAUUUCCAAAAACCAACGAAUUUUUUUCCAAACUUAUAUUUUACUCAUGUAUUUAUAAAGCAUUUUAUUUGUUUUUUUUUCUCAUUAGAAACUAAAAAA
Molecule: messenger RNA, 647 nt
Organism: Stomoxys calcitrans (stable fly)
Lineage: Eukaryota; Metazoa; Arthropoda; Insecta; Diptera; Muscidae
Product: ejaculatory bulb-specific protein 3
Source: RefSeq, marked provisional